CAGAGUCGCUAGAGAGAGUGAGAGCAAGAAAGAAGAUGACGAUGAGCACAAUGAAAGGGUUCGUCGUCGCUAUGGUGGUGAUCUUCUCUGUGCUGCUGUCCCUGAACAACCCGAGAGGCGAAUCGGAGAGAGCCUUUCUCUCCGCCUCCUCCUCCGCCCAAGAGCCACUGGUCAAUCUGGUUUCUCUGACUUCUUCCGAUGGAGGGCAAGAUUUCGUCAUGGAGGAUAUGAAUGAUGGAGGUCAAUCGGAUCUUGAAUACGAUUUCUACCGCGAGACUUGCCCAGAAGCUGAGACCAUUGUGAGGUCGACGAUGGCGCAGAUUUACUCCCAGCAGAAGAAUGUCUCUGCUCAGCUGCUGCGCCUCUUCUUCCAUGACUGCUUCAUUCAGGGCUGUGAUGCUUCAGUCCUCUUGGACGACAGCAAUGGGAAUAAAAACCAUUCCAUAGAGAAGCUGGCUGUUCCAAAUAAGACCUUGAAGGGAUUCGAUAAAGUGGACCUGAUCAAGGAGGUGCUCGAAAAUGUUUGUCCAGGAGUGGUAUCUUGUGCUGACACACUUGCUCUUGCCACCAGAGAUGGCAUUGUUCUGGCUGAUGGCCCCUUUUAUCCGGUGUUCACUGGUAGAAGAGAUAGCACCAGGUCCUACCAUGAUGAAGCAUUGGCUGAGAUUCCUAAACCUGAUGAUAACAUCACUCAGACACUUCAGCUGUUCUCAGUGAGAGGAUUUAGCGACCGAGAAACUGUCAGUCUUCUAGGAGCGCACAACAUUGGAAAGAUUGGAUGUGAGUUCAUUCAGGCCCGUCUUAACAACUUUAAGGGGACGGGCAAACCAGACCCCACUGUUUCUCCUAGUUUCCUGAAAGAGAUGAGAUUUGUCUGCGAUGACAAUGGAACAAGGAGCAGCCAGAAGUCCCCUGCACCGGGGCCAACAAGGGGAUUGAUGAGGGAGAGGUCGUCGGGACUGAGGGGGAUGCCAUACUUCCAGCAGUUGUCUUCCUCCGUACCAUCUGGGAGAGGCUUUGACACUCACUAUUACCAGAGCUUAUUGAAGGGCAGAGGACUCCUCUUUGCUGAUCAGCAACUGAUGGCAAAUGAGAGGACUGCAAGGUUGGUCAGAGCUUAUGCAUCCGAUGACGGAUCAACCUUCCGGAUGGACUUUGCCAGGGCUAUGAUGAAGAUGUCAAAGCUAAAGGCGGCCAACGGAUCUCCAGGUCAGGUCAGGGUGGACUGCUCUUUGCCACUGCAGACUUCUUAAACUGCAUGCGCUGUGGCAUG
Molecule: messenger RNA, 1273 nt
Organism: Pyrus x bretschneideri (Chinese white pear)
Lineage: Eukaryota; Viridiplantae; Streptophyta; Magnoliopsida; Rosales; Rosaceae
Product: putative Peroxidase 48
Exons: 4
Coding region: 36-1253 (405 amino acids)
Biological process (GO): hydrogen peroxide catabolic process; response to oxidative stress
Cellular component (GO): plasmodesma; plant-type cell wall
Molecular function (GO): heme binding; peroxidase activity
Source: RefSeq, a predicted model, not a curated record